Messenger RNA from Neurospora crassa OR74A, 4520 nucleotides. RefSeq names its product C2H2 transcription factor RfeC. NCBI's taxonomy places the organism in Eukaryota, Fungi, Ascomycota, Sordariomycetes, Sordariales, Sordariaceae. The transcript is spliced from 3 exons. Gene Ontology annotation, cellular component: chromatin. Gene Ontology annotation, molecular function: RNA polymerase II cis-regulatory region sequence-specific DNA binding; DNA-binding transcription factor activity, RNA polymerase II-specific. The record is from RefSeq and is a predicted model, not a curated record. The coding region runs from base 519 to 1868 and encodes 449 amino acids. Gene Ontology annotation, biological process: regulation of transcription by RNA polymerase II.
CUUCUGUCCUCCGCCCAUUUUUUUUCUCUCCACCUACCAAUCUUUUUUCCUUUUGAGCCUCAACCCAAAGUUCAGGCUUAGGGCAUUCUCCACCUCUACGUGUGUGUACUCCUCCAACAAGCUCGUCGCCGGCAUCGACCACGAUACUGGAUCACAGCUUCACCUCCCACCGCCGCACACGAUUUCCCUCCCCAGCGGCCUGUCGCACCACCAAAACCAGCCUUGUAGCGUCGUCGCAUUACUGUCAAGAAGGGUCCCGUCCACCUGUAUUGUCAGACUUUUACCGACAACGGGCUCGAGUGCAUCAUCGGGCAAACAAGCGCAACGCAGGUCCUUCUUCCUUGCCUUGCUACCCAAUUCUGAGCCAUUGGUCUUCAGGAGCUUCUCCAGCCAACGCGCCUUCUGUUGAAGAAGAUCAAGACCGGGACAAAGAGUCGCCAGAAGAAUCCUAUUCGCGCCCCCGUUGCCGAAUGGUUUUUUCUGUGCUCGCUGCUUCAGGGUAAUUUUCGAGCCGGAUUAUGGAAGGUUUGCCGCACUACUCGACGAAUGUCAUAAACACGUCGGCAGCUUCAUACAACCCUUCGCCUUCAGCCAUUUCUCCGCACCAGCUCCAGCAGCAACAACAGCAACAACAGCAACAACAAUCCACCGCGACUGCCCCCCCGCAGACACUGCCUCCUCUCCAGCCCAGCAACACGGUCAUGCAGCAACCUCCCUCCUACGGCAGCUACCCUCACACCCCGAGAACUGCAACCCCCAACACGCCUGCUUCCACUAGCAACAUGGCCAGCUAUCCUCCCCCUCCCCCCAACGGCGCUGGCCGCGGCGCUGGCUACCCCAUGAUGGGCAGCAACCCGUAUCCCCAGCAGUCCUACGCGACAUCUUCGGCCAUGAUGCCCCAGUCCACCACCGCCGCCUCGCAUCCCCAGCCCAUUGCCCCGGCCCCGUCCCCGGCUAACGGCCGUGUACCCCCGGUGCUCCGCCCGAUGCCGGCUGGUGGAGUCAUGCAGCCGGGCAUGAACUCUCCCUACGGCCAGAGUCCACUCAUUGCCGCUCAAGCGUCAAUGCUUCCCGAGGGGGACCAACCUACCCACGUGGUUGGAUCUCAGGGACGUCGCGGCAUUCUUCCAAGUGCGCCUGGAAAGCCCGCUGCUCCGGCUGCCGGCAGCGCGUCUGCUAAAAACCAGAUUCCCCAGAAGGAUGCCGAUGGCAAGUUCCCUUGCCCGCACUGCACAAAAACCUACCUCCAUGCCAAGCACCUCAAGAGGCAUCUUCUCCGCCACACCGGCGAUCGCCCCUAUAUGUGUGUCUUGUGCCGUGAUACCUUCUCGAGAAGUGAUAUUUUGAAGCGCCAUUUUAUCAAGUGCUCCGUCCGUCGCGGCAACCCCACUGGCGCCAGCCAUUUGUCGCACCCCCAGGCCCAUGUCAAGAAGAACGCGCAGGCUCAACAAAAGGCUAUGGGUGAGGGAGGCGAUGUGAAUCACAUGAACGGUAUGGGCAACAUGACCGCUGACGGCAUGGUCCACCCUUUUGGCCUCAUCCCCACCUCCGAUAGCAUGAACAACAUGGGCAACAACCAGGAUCAACUGUCGAGAUCCAGCAGCAUCAAUAGGAUUGACGACGCGAAUCGCGACAGGAGAAGCAUGACUGGUUCCGUUAUGGGCGGUACCACUCGUGGAGGCAGCUUCGAUCAGACUUACAACGGUCAGGAGGUUAGCAACAACAUGACUGCCAACAUCAACCCCCAACUUGCCAACUACAGCAUGCCCCAGCAGCAGAAUGGCAUGCAGAUGUUUGGUGGAUCGGGCGGUACCGAUUGGUCCCAGAUGUUCCAGAACGGUCCCGAACGCAAUCAAACCCGUGCUUAGGAAACGCUGGUCAAAAGCGAAGAAGCCGAGCAGUUGGAAGAUUUGACGACAAUCGACUCGAUCCGCCCCUCGCUCCCCCGGUCGGAGUGAACUGGCUAGCCGAUAGCCCCAUCAACAAAAUAAACAAAACCAACAAAAUCCUUUAGUAACAUGGCCAGAUACCUCCGGCACCGCCAUGAUAUCCGAUCAACUAGCAUUAUAUAGCAGUGUUGUCGGGUUCGAUAAUAUUCGCGAGCGUUGCUCGCAUCACAAACCAGUCCCCAUGAAUCCUCACGUUUUGCGUAUCGGAUGUCAUACGUUGGUGUUGUUACGGCGUGUGCUGAUCAGCCAUGUGCUGUUCACUGUCGCCCUACAAGCCAAUACUCGUCAGGUCUCGAGAUCGAUGGUGGGUUGGAGCCCUGAUGGGUAAGGUACCCGAGGCGUGGCUUGGAGUCUUUCCGAGUGUCUCGCUGAGUUGCGGAAGACUCACGAACCUGGCCUUACGGACCUAAGCGUGUUGUGAUUGGGAGCACCUGACUGGAGUUUGAGAGGCACCGCAAUCCACUAUACCUGUCUGGUAUAUGUACAAGCCUCUGGCAUGAAGAGAAGACCCAAAAAAAAUGUGAAGUGAAUACCAAGCAUCCCAGGACCGCCUUUUGUGUACAUCAUCAAUUCCAUGGACUCGAUUGUGUGGCCAAAUCAUUACCUGCUUUUUCUGGAUGAACUGGAUCGGCCAACCCGACGACUUCGCAUCAUGUUUGACAUUUCCGGUCCCUUGGUACCUGGCGCUGUUCCGGCAUUGACCCUCAUUUCGAUGUUCCGGAUUUUAGUUGCCCUGGUCCACACAAUACGCAACUGACAAUACCGCGGUGCUUUCUCAUCUUGACAUAGGACUAACACUGCGGUUCCCAAACAGAUGGGAUUCCAAUCGCUCUUACGAGGUUGUCACCAAACGCCUUUGAGACUCUACCCGCUGGAGACUGUACUGGCACGCUUGGGUGAGCAGCGAAACAGAGUCAGCAACCCUCUAAAGCAGCGAAUGUGUCCUCCACGGCACGAAUUCUUGGUUCGAUGGACCGCCGGUCGAUGCAGCUUUUAGAGGUUGCUGUCCAGACUUGUUUGGGCUGACUUGGGCAACGUGGAAACCAAUCAGACGACGGCAUCAUUUUUGAUUCAUCACCAAACAGUUUCCCAUUUUCCAAACAGGGCCUCAACGACCGACGCGAAAAGCUAGUCGAUCGAUACAUGACAUUCAAGAUUAUGGUGGCGGUUACGGCUAAUGGAGGAUACGGCCACGAUAGGUGUACCUUUUUACGAGAGGUUUCAGCGAUUGGUCAGCAACAUCACCCGAGACAUCUCGCGGAACAUCGGGUUCAUUUAGGUUCAUCACUGGGUACAAUGCAACUCUUCAGACAAGCGACAAGCUUGCGAGGAAGGCGAGUUGAGCCGUCAGAUAUCACCCAACUUUAGGUCUGCUUCGAUCAUGCGGUCGGUUACAAAGGAAGGGGAACAAAAAAAAAGAACAGAUGGGGGAUGGCAAGUAAGGUUGAUGCACCAAAAAUACGUUCCAACAUCCAACAGCAAGUAGUCUUGCAUCAAUGGCGUCAUGACUUUUUCGGGUUGUUUUUCGUUUUUACAAACUUUCUUUUUUUCACAGGAUUCGCACGCUUUUCUGUCGUCACAGACUGCCUCUCAUAGGCAUUGUCAGUGACAAGAGUGACUGCUAUGGGUCAGUUGGCUUGUGUUUUCUUUUCGUUUUGUUUUAUUUUUAUCUUAACCUGGGGUUUGUGGGCCUUUGCUGCUUCAACCAUGAGCACCGGGGUCGGGGGUUUUCAGGGUUAGGUCGAUCGAUUGUGUCGUGUUGCGUUGUGUUGCGUUUGGUGAAACGAACUGAUAGAUUUCUGUUACAUUUUUUUGUCGGCUUUGCAUUUAGAAGAGAAGAGAAGAGGCUCUCCCGACCACCCACAUUGGCAAAAUGGCGAGCAUAGACAGGCACAGGACAGGAGACAGAAAGAAGAAAGGGAAAGAAAAAAACGGAACAACAGGAGGCAGGCAAAAAGGCAAUGUAAAGCAGGGGGGAAGGGACGGGAUUUCUCCCUUCUCCCCAGGGAAGGAAAAGCACGGAGCAACAACAAGCGGCAGCAUUGGGAGGAGGGUACGGUUACGGUUCGCAUACAGGUACCUCCUCACGUCUCUAUCUACAUAGUUUUGGCGUUGUUCCAUUCUCUUUUUUUUUCUUUCUCCAGCAUUAUACUCAUCUUACAAUAGCCUCUGUCAAGUACACGAUGAACAGAUGGCAUUGCAUGAUGACGGUCUUCGGUCUUCAUGGUCACCCGGUGUCUUUUGGGCUGGUUCAAGGGAAGAGUUACACAAAAAAAAGGGUAUGGGGCUGGGAAAAGAGGGGGGGGGGAAAGGCAGACAGCGGGGCAUAGGAGAGGGCAGGAAAGAAAAGGAAAGGGAAAGGGAAAGGGAAAAUGUGGUGAAUACACGAAAGGGAAAAGGAAUAUCGGGGGAGAAAGGGUGAAUGGAUGGGGAUUUGAAUGUACCAUCUAGGUUGUUUGGUGGAUGGCAUGGUCGAGGGCGGUUGUGUCUAUAGAUAGGUAGUAGAGUUAGAUGGUACGUGAGAAUGGCAGUGGAGAGUGUUGAUGCAAACAUAUCUACCUACACUUGGAA